Molecule: messenger RNA, 2996 nt
Organism: Oryzias latipes (Japanese medaka)
Lineage: Eukaryota; Metazoa; Chordata; Actinopteri; Beloniformes; Adrianichthyidae
Gene: foxj1b
Product: forkhead box J1b
Biological process (GO): regulation of transcription by RNA polymerase II
Cellular component (GO): nucleus
Molecular function (GO): RNA polymerase II cis-regulatory region sequence-specific DNA binding; DNA-binding transcription factor activity, RNA polymerase II-specific
Source: RefSeq, a predicted model, not a curated record
AAAAGAGGAAAAGCCAAUACAGUAAAUGAAUAAAUGUUUUAGGUGAAAGUCCACAAAAGGUGCAUUUAUUCAAUAUUGGGUUUAAAUCUUAUUAAAAACGUUUUCAUGGGGUAAAAUUGAUAAAUUGUUUUACAAGAUGAGUAUUGCAAAAUAAGAUAGCAACUAGGUAAAACCCAGAUCUUUAUCCAUAAAGAUCAUCUACAUAUUUGUGUGGCAAAGAUAUGAUAUUUUUCUGAAAAAGUGCUUUAAUGUCUUUAUUACCUUUCCAGGAACAGCAAAACAGAUUUUUCCAACAGUGGGAAAAGAAAGAUUUUUGACUCAAUAACAUACAUUUUUCAGGAUGUAUUACACCAAGAACUUUGGGAUUUAGGUAAAUGGGAGGCUAUUUAUGGGUCUCUUGGAGCAGCUCUGUGGCGCACUAUUACGCGCCACCGUGGCCAAAGGUUAAAAACAGGCCUGUAAGCCGGUUCUUCUCUGUGUCCAGGUGCUUGACCUUAUAGAAAAGGAGGGGGCGGUAGCUAAAUUAAAACCUGGGGUGGUGUAAGACCCAUUCAGCCAAUCAGAAAUCCUCUCCAGCGUUUAAAGGGAAAGGGGGAGCAGUCUCUCGGGCUUUAUGAGUGAUCUGACUUUAGCAUCUUCACAGUUUUCCCCCACGAGUUCAGAGUUUGGGAGCAAAAACAGUGCAGCUUGGAUGCUUUUUAGGUCGCUCCUCGCUGGUUCCUGCACUUCUCUUCCCUAUUUGUCUGUGGAUGCUGCGCUCCCGCCCCGCCUCACUUGUUGCGCAGAUGCUGCGCGCGCCGCUGACUAUUCAGUGAGGAGAUGAGAGGCUGCAACAGGUGCGCGGAGCAUCUGCUGAAUUGAGAGAAUUCCGUCUCAUUUUUUGAUAUCCUGAUACCGUUUGUUUGGUGUUUGGACUUUGGGUUUAGUUUGUAGAUGCGAGAUUAACGAGAUUUGAAGCGCGCAAAAGACGCAGGAUGCCGGUUCUACCGAGUCUCGACAGUGCCAGCAAGUUUCGGGAAAGCUGGCUGUCGGUGUUCCCGGAGGACCCCUUCACUGACGCUGCCCCUCUGGAUGACAGCCUCACCAGCCUUCACUGGCUCCAGAACUUCUCCAUCCUCAGCGCGGACCCGGAGCGGCCGAACGGUGCCGGACCCGGCUGCCCGUCCUCGCAGCAGCAUCUCUGCAUGAUGAAGCGCCUCGGUUUCCAAAGAGCCGGAACUGACUCCCCGUCCAGCCCUCCCGCCGGGGACACCGCCGCCGCCGGGAUGCCUCUGUAUCCGGGCAGCCCCGUUACGUCCGGGAGCGACUCCAGCGCGUCGCCGCGCUAUCCCAGCUGCGCGCACCCGCAGAUCCAGGCGAGCCCGUCGGCGGAGGUGGACUACAAAACUAACCCCAAGGUCAAGCCUCCGUACUCCUACGCCUCCCUCAUCUGCAUGGCCAUGCAGGCCAGCAAGCAGCCUAAAGUCACUCUGUCCACCAUCUACAACUGGAUCACCCAGAACUUCUGCUACUACAGACACGCGGAGCCCAGCUGGCAGAACUCGAUUCGUCACAACUUGUCCCUCAACAAGUGCUUCAAGAAGGUCCCCCGGCAGAAAGACGAGCCGGGGAAGGGGGGCUUCUGGCAGAUCGAUCCUCAGUACGCCGACAUGUUUGUGAACGGCAUCUUCAAGCGCAGGAGGAUGUCCGCCAACCACUACAGCAGCCCGCAGAGGCACAGCAAACCUGUGCAGGGCUACCACUGCCCCUACCAGGCCAUGGGGGGGAAACGGAAAGACCUGCCUCCUAAAAGCAAGACCCUGAGAGCCACGCAGUCGCCCCUGCUGGCCACGGAGGCCAACACGGCAGACAUCCUGAGUGGGGACUUUGACCUGGCGUCGGUGUUCGAUGAUGUCCUCGGCGGGGGCUGCAGCACCUUUGAGGACUUGGACAUAAACAUGGCGCUGAGCUCGCUGGGAUGCGAGGUGGAAGCGAGGCAGCACCCAGCCGGCGUGGGCCGGUGGUGCGGAGGGGGCGGAGACAUCCUGGGUCAGAGCCAGCUGAUGUCCCAUCAUCAGCUCUACGGCUACCCGGGCCUCGGCGCCGCUCCCGGCAACUGUGCCGUCAGCGCGGGCGAGCUGCCUCCUCAGCUGCACGGCCACCCGGAGCAGCUGAUGCACAGCCACCAGCAGCACUUGGAGGGGCUGUUCUCAGACCAGCCGGCGGAGCUGCCGCUGCAGCCGUGGGAGGAGAUCAAAGAGGAGGCCCAGGCCGUUCCCCUGGACCAGGGCUUCGGCCUGUACGAGGGCUUCUUCACCGAGAUGCAGCCGUGGUAACGAGCGGACCCUAACGCUACCUGUGACUUGGGGCUUUGGAGAAUCUGACCUUUCUGACCCGCCAUCAAACAAAUGCAGUUAUCUUCUCUGGAGGUUCACAGUGGUCAGUGCUUCAGACCUCACUCACGUUUUAACGUUCAAAUCAGAACAAAACGACUCUCAUCCGCCUCACCUGGGCUCAACCUCCACAGAAAAUACCACUUACGGAGAACAUGGACACAAACGAAACCCUGUCUUCUGCCAGAGACUAAAACAAACUUUGGCUUUUCGGUGAUGUUGGAUUUCUCACGACAAAGAAAACACACCAACGUGAGCUCAGACACCGACAUGCAGGCGGCGAGGACUUAUGGGACUUUAAUGUGCUACAUUAGCAUACACUUUUGUACUAACAUGCAGCGAAGUUAUUCCAGCUCCAUUUUUUAAAGACCCGCUCUGAUCAAUUUUUUAAACUGUUUUCAAAACGUUCUCAGUGAUCCUUUAAUUAUGAUGAUGCUGUUUUUAGGCCAAAAAAAAAGGCUGUGUCGUUUUUUAGGACAUAGUUUCUGCAGAUCGGCAGGAGUAAAAAUUCCCCUCCUGUUAAAGCAAAGCAACCCCGCCCCCCUGUCCCAUCACCCAUCUGUUUACGAGUUCUCCUGCUAACUUACAGCCCCUCACAUUCCCCAGUCUAAUAUUAUUAGUGCA